AUGGCUAACCGAGCUAAAGUUGGCAAAGAAGUAGACAGGAUCAGCAGUUUGCCCGACGAACUUCUUUUUCACAUUAUCUCAUUCCUUCCAUUGAAACAAGCAGUUUGCACAUCUAUUCUUUCAACAAGGUGGCGUAAGAUUUAUGCUUCGAUGUCUAAUCUUAACUUCGAUGAUUGUUUUAAAUGGAGAAAGUCAGAUGGUUAUGGUUUCAUGAAUUUUGUGGAUCGAGUUCUGCUUUACCAUACUGGGGGUGUGGAUAAAUUUCGUAUAAAAUAUGGAGGAUUUGUUGAUUCAUAUAGAGUUGAUGGAUGGAUACAAUAUGCAUUGCUGAAGAAUGUUAGAGAGCUUGAUUUAUACAUUGAUUGUCAUAAGUUCAAAGUGCUUUCUGCUGGAGUUUCUACUUGCAAGACAUUGGUGGCAUUAAGAUUGCACAGUCUCGCUGCAGCAACUAAUCUAUUUAAAGGCAUUUCUAAUGUUAUAGCACUUCGUAUAUCUGGUAUUUUUACAGCGGUUUUCCUACCAGGUAGUAUCGCAAUCCCUGAGUUGCCUAAACUGACUUAUUUGAAUCUUGAUGGCUACUUCUCUGGUGGGUGGGAAAGACUGCUACCGCAUUUACUCUCAUGUUUUCCUUGUCUAGGAAAUCUUGUCUUUACGGUCAAUCUGCAGCAUUCGCGCAACGUCAGCAAAGAUCUGCUACUAUCCAAGAGAUUUCCUUCCUGUCUAUGUUCUCAACUCAAGACACUUGAAAUUUUGUCAUUCCAAGGUAGAAAAAAUGAGAUGCAAAUGGUUGAAUUUUUUCUGAAGAAUGCAGAAGUUCUGGAGAAUUUCUCAGUACAGAUUAUAGCAAGGAAAAGGCAGAACUUAGCAGAAUGGAGAUCCAAUAUCACUGACAAAUUGUUGAAUUUACCAAAAGCCUCAAAGAAUUGUAAAGUCUUGGUUGUCUGA
Molecule: messenger RNA, 945 nt
Organism: Theobroma cacao (cacao)
Lineage: Eukaryota; Viridiplantae; Streptophyta; Magnoliopsida; Malvales; Malvaceae
Source: RefSeq, a predicted model, not a curated record